Molecule: messenger RNA, 633 nt
Organism: Linum trigynum
Lineage: Eukaryota; Viridiplantae; Streptophyta; Magnoliopsida; Malpighiales; Linaceae
Source: the annotation of a GenBank genome assembly
CAAAAGUCACAACUAAAACAAUUUUUCAAUUCUUGGAUAAAGAUGGAGGGCAGAAGAAAGGCUCUUGCUGCUUCAGCAUGGCUGUUGCUGCUGGUGGCCGCGAUGAUGAUGGUGGGAAGGCAGCAAGUCGUUUUGGGAAUCGUGAAGGAGGACUUCGACAAGUGCUUGGCCGAUUGCUUGAAGAAGUGCGAUCACGAGGGCACCGAUCAGUGUUUCACUGACUGCACUGAUAAAUGCAAUCAUUCAUCAUCAGCAGCCAGUACUCCUGCUGCUGUUAAUCGUGGUAUGAACUAAUCGACUGAAUUCGAUGUUAUGUUUCUGGUUAUCAAUAAAAGUUCGUAUUUUUUGGGUUAUCCUUUCGGCCAUGGAACUGAUAUAUCCAUCUUUAUGUUUCUGCGAGCAUUUUGAGUAAUUGUAAUUCAUUAGUUUUUUCGGCAGAAUUUUUUUUUGUUAUCGUUCUGGAUUCGAAUAUUGAAUUCGUAAAUCAUUUGUGUCGUUAGAAGUCAACAUGAUGUGUGGUAACCGUAACAAGAACGGGCACAUUUAUUAGAAGAAGAAAAGGAUGGGAUCGGAUAUUGGUAUAAUUAGACAAACUGAGUGAAUUUUUUGUGUAAAUAAGGGGUUGAAAUAAUA